UAUUUAUGGUCGUGUGUCUUAGCUAGAGCUUGUCAAGUGCUGAUCAGCAGUGUUUUUCCGCGAGUGUUUCCCUCUUGAAAGGCGUGUGAAUCCCAUUAGAAGCGACAAAAUGAUUGAGGAGCAGAAGCAGAGGGUAGAGCAGGAGAUCACAAAGCUCGUGGACGAUGUGGACAAGUCGUAUCUGCGGAAAAUGCAGGCCGAUAUGCAUCUGUGUGCCGCCAAGUGUUGCGAAAACACUUCCAGCAGCAUCGACGUGGUCCAGGGAUGCGUGCAGAAGUGCUCAGUUCCCGUCACGAAGGCGGAGAGAUAUAUUCACAAGGAGCUGAAUGAUUUCCAAGGAAGACUUCAGCGUUGCGUAAUGCAAUGUAACGAUGACAUCAAGACUCAAAUGCCUGUGGAGCCCACAGACGAUGAAAUCGCCAAGUACACAACAAAGUUCGAGCGCUGCGCUGUGCAGUGUGUAAACAAAAACCUAGAUUUGAUCCCAAAUCUCCUGAAGACGAUGAAGUCAGUGCUGGCCAAGGGACCCAAUCGCAUUCCCGACGUAUAGUUGGAUCUGUAUCGUAGGAAUUUUGUGCAUUUAGGCUCAAUUGUCACUUUCAGAGAAUCAUCUUUACAAUACAGUGAGAUUCCUAUAAUUCGACACUAUAGAGUACAGAGUAAAA
Phlebotomus argentipes is the source of this 665-nucleotide messenger RNA. RefSeq names its product protein FAM136A. Bases 110 to 550 code for a protein of 146 amino acids. NCBI's taxonomy places the organism in Eukaryota, Metazoa, Arthropoda, Insecta, Diptera, Psychodidae. The transcript has 3 exons. The record is from RefSeq and is a predicted model, not a curated record. Gene Ontology annotation, cellular component: cytoplasm.